AUGGAACUUAAGGAAAUUGUGGAUGAUGAGUAUUACUCUAUAAAAGACGAACAUUCUCGGCAUGUCGAGGAACAGUUUUUGAAGCGGGUUGCUAGCGAAGGAUGCAAGGAGCUACUCUUUCCGCUCUACCCUCGCGUGGACAAUCUAUUUUAUGAUGGACUGCGAAAGGAGAAUUUGAUUGAGUGUUACCGUUCUUUUACAAACGAAGAGAAGAGUGUCUUGUAUUCUAUCGUUUCUUAUGGAAAGAAAAUGUGUGGUCAUGCUGGCAUUCUGCAUGGAGGUGCUUCUGCGUCCACUCUUGACCAAUUCUUUGGGAUCAUGAACUGUGUCCUCGGAAUCAACGGUUUUACUGGACAGCUGAAUCUUAGCUAUCGCAAGAUCAUUCUGUGUCCCAGUACCGUGUUAGUGAAAGGAGUGUGCGAACGUCAGGAAGGAAGAAAGCAUUGGUUCAAGGGCACAAUCUACGAUGAAGUUGGAGACGUUUGUGUGGAGGCUGAAUGUCUGUUCAUUAAGGCGGACAUCAAGAACGUUCUUGAGAGAGCACGGAGUAAAAUAGAAAAGACUGAAUGA
Messenger RNA from Blastocystis hominis, 570 nucleotides. RefSeq lists its product as hypothetical. Bases 1 to 570 code for a protein of 189 amino acids. NCBI's taxonomy places the organism in Eukaryota, Bigyra, Opalinata, Blastocystidae. The transcript is spliced from 5 exons. The record is from RefSeq and is a predicted model, not a curated record.